AUGGCAACCUCGAGAACCUUUGGACCUCUGACGCCCGCAGCUGAGAUCGCCGCGGCGUUUCCGAUUUCUGUCCAAGGCAAGACCAUCAUUGUGACUGGUGUUUCGCCCAAGAGCCUGGGACUUGCAACUGCCUCCGCCUUUGCUUCCCAAUCCCCAGCAAACCUCAUUCUUACCGGAAGGUCUGCCGAAAAGGUUAAGACAUCAAUCAAUGACCUGAAGGCGAACUACCCGAAUGUCAAGUACCAUGCUCUGAUUAUGGAUCUUGCAUCCCAAUCCUCGGUACGAGCUGCGGCUGCCAAAAUCAUGGAGGACGAGUCGAUCCAGAGUAUUGAUAUUGUGGUCAACAAUGCCGGAGUUAUGGCAAUUCCAACCCUGACUCUGUCUGAGGACGGCAUUGAAACGAGCUUUGCAACGAACCACAUCGGCCAUUUCUUUUUUAUCAACCUGAUCCUACCAAAGAUCAUCAAGGCCGCUCAGACUUCUUCUACACCGACUAGAAUCGUCAAUGUGACAUCCUUUGGACAUCAGUUCUCCCCGGUUAGAUUCUCCGACAUCAAUUUCGGCCAAGCCCCGGCUGAUCUCCCAGAAGAGGAGCGUCCAGACUUCCAGAAGACCGAGUUCCUCACUGGCAGUAGCCAUGCCGAGGACAUAUACUAUGGAUUCUUUUCCUAUGCCCAAUCCAAGACAGCAAACAUUCUGUACUCAAUUUCCCUGAACCAGAAACUGUGGGCGAAGUAUGGAAUUGCCUCAUUCGCUGUGCACCCUGGAGCCGUCAACACUAACAUCAACCGACAUGCCACCCCAAGCGAGAUUGAACAAGCCCUCAAGAGGGUCAAAGAACUUGGCUUUGACUCUUCUCAGAAGACAACUGAGCAGGGAGCAAACACAUCUGUGUUCGCGGCCAUUGAACCUAGCUUGCCACCUGUGAAUUUCUCGGAGGCCCAAGUCAAGGGUGUCUACCUUGCGGACUGCAAAGUGGAUGAUGCAAAUGUUGCAGCUUUUGCUACGAACAAAGCUUUUGCGGAAAGACUUUGGACCUUGAGCGAGAAGCUGGUGGGCCAGAAAUUUGACUUCUAG
Penicillium salamii is the source of this 1077-nucleotide messenger RNA. Lineage: Eukaryota; Fungi; Ascomycota; Eurotiomycetes; Eurotiales; Aspergillaceae. The record is from the annotation of a GenBank genome assembly.